CACGGGAUGAAUUCUUCAACCAUGAAAUACACUUCGGUCUCUUCCCCACACACUAACAGCAUGAAUAACAUCCACGUCCCUCCAAAAGUCCUCGUGCCACCCGUUUUCCAGCCUGCAAGCUGGGAGAGGAGAAGGAGCUCUGCCUCCAGCCUGGAGGAUUCCCAGGAAUCCGACUCUGAGAGCCUGGAAAAGGAGAGGCAGUACCAGCUGGGACUCCAGCAGAGGAUCCUGGAAAAUCAAGAGGUGGUAGGGCAGGAUCCUGGUGACACCCUGGAGGAUGACAGCUUGGAAGAGGACAGCUUGGAGGAGAUGAGUUCUGGAGAGAAAGGAGCUGAGUAUGACACAAAUAAGAAAGGAAAACCAAAGGCUUAUGGCAGUGGAAGGAAAAAACUGCCUGUGGACAAAUAUUCCAGCCUGAGGUACAAUCCUCAUUGGAAGAGUGCAAAAAAGGGAGCAGAAUUUUUUAAGAGAGAGAAAGCAUCCCAAAUUUCUGAAGGAAGCAGUGGGGACUUUUCACUGGAUUCAUUUUAUCUCCAUUCCGAUGACUCCUCAGAAAAUAAUCAAGAGGCAAAGACUCAGGAUUCACUCCCAGAGUUUGGUCCAGAAUUAUUCAGCUUUUAUGGAGCAAAUGUGGCCAGCAAGGAACCUGUUGGGCCACAAGCCAAAAGGAAGGAACCUGCAGAUGGAUUUCAUUCCAAAAAUAAUCCUGGCCAUGCUUUUCCUCCUCAGAACCAACAGGAUCCACCCCAGAGAGCAAAACAAAACUUUGUGAAAAAAAAUAAACAGACUUUAGGGUUACAGUCAGAGAAGAUGAAUUCCUAUCUUGAGCUGCACAAUAGAAAGCAAGUUCUUCAAGGGCAGGUCACAAAUCCUACACCAGUUGAUGAAGAACCACUCCAGAGUGUCCCAGCAUCCCAAACUGGGAAAAUCAAGCCUGAAGACAAAUGGUACCCAAAAGGACAACAGCUCAAGGAGCAGCACAAGUUCUUCCAGAGAAAUAGAACAGAACCCAACCAGACUUUCAGUGGAAGAGUUUUCCCAAGGAAUGAUGGCCAAGAAGCCCCAGGAAGAGCAGCAGAAGCAAAGCCUUGGCACAGGAGUCACCAGCAAAUCCCAGCAUUUCAGGCUGCUCCCACUCCCACUCCCAGCUCAGCACUGCAGGAAUAUCUGAAUCCAAGCUCCUCUGUUGGCCCUGACCCAGCAGAAAAAUCCCAAAGUGGUUUAAAUAAUUCCCCAAAUUCAGUCCUUACCACACCUACCUAUCACUUUCUCCCAGUAUUCCAGAAUUUUUACCCAGCAGAGGUUUUAAAUCCAGAGGAUCUCAGUAAGGAGAACAAGAAAUACCAGCACGAUUCUCCAACUGGAAUUCCUCAUCAACACUCAGCCAAUGCCAUCCCUGGGCAGCAUUUUUCCAGGAAUAACAGCAGCAGUGGCCAGGCACAUCCAGAAUUGGGGAAUAUUUCAUCUGAUUUUAAUGCAAUUUUUCAAGAAAGAGUGAAGGAUCAAGCACCACUUCAAGAUUUCAAAAAUCAUAUUCAUGAGGAUAACAGUUCACCAACAGCUUCUUGUAGAACUUCCCAUUUUAAAGAAAAAAUGAAGCAGCAUCAGCCAAGAAUUUCUGAUUUUAGAAAUGAUUUUGCUGACAUGUGGUUCUGGGGUUUCCUCCCACCUGCCCUGCCCCAGACACAGAGGAGUUCCCAGGGAGAUUCAGGAGGAGCUGAAGGAAAUCCAAGGAAAAUGAGACGAAGCAGCUCAGAAGGAUCUCUCCUGCAAAUGGAAAAGCAAAAGCAGCCCAAAGCCAGCAAGAAGAUGUGUAGCUCCAAAUUCUACAUCAAUCCGAAUAUGAAGCUUGGUGGCCUUGGACCUGACUAUGAAACAAUCAAAGAGAAAAAAGAAAAGCUAAAGCUGCAAAAGGAAUAUUCCAGGCAAAUUAACGAAUAUAACAUGAAAAAUAUUACUGUGGUUCAGAGGUUUCCUGCAAAACCCCAGGUGUCUUCAGUGUCCAGACAGAAGGCUCUGGAAUAUGCCAAGAAGAUUCCAAGACCAAAGACUUUCACUACAAGGCCAUCAGACCAAGAGGGGAAAGAGGUUCUGCCCCAGGCUCCAACUGGAACCAGUUUACCCCAAAUCCCAUCCCUGGAGUCUCUGUGGAACAGGCACGAGAAGGAGAAGGAAGUUGUGGCUGCUUUCAAAUCCCUUCACAUCUUCUAG
Messenger RNA from Cinclus cinclus, 2211 nucleotides. It is a transcript of the gene JHY, whose product is annotated as junctional cadherin complex regulator. The transcript has 8 exons. The record is from RefSeq and is a predicted model, not a curated record. The coding region runs from base 7 to 2211 and encodes 734 amino acids. Gene Ontology annotation, biological process: axoneme assembly. NCBI's taxonomy places the organism in Eukaryota, Metazoa, Chordata, Aves, Passeriformes, Cinclidae.